CCUUUUUGCGGCAAGAGAUUAAUAAUUUUUAGUCACGAGAGCGGGUUGAAUCUUCGCGUAAUAAAAUGUGGUCCCUCGCUGCGACCAAUCGAGUUGUCUCUCACAUUGAUUUUCGGGCGGUGGAAAGAGGAACCUGAUCGAUCGAGAAAAGAUGCGGAAACCGGAGCCAAAUUCAUGUACGGAGCAUACUUCACGCGAGACCAUCGCCGUGUCAGCUGAUCGCUGUUUAUCUCGAAGGAAACGAGAGUCGGUCGGCUGUUUGCGAACUGCUCGCGAGGAACCGAGAGAUAAUAUCCACAGAUUAUCCAAGAUAAUAAUAUCGAAUUAUAAUAUCGAGAUUAGGACGAGGGCAGGAUAGGUUACGGACGGUGUGAGAGAGCCAAGAUUCGAAGCGGCCGCCGGCACGUUUUAACGUGGCCAGCGUGACCUUCCGACGUCGCCGUUGAAUCGUGCCGCGUCUCGAUUAAUCUCGGCAAAUUCCCCUCUAGUUGUCUCUAGUAUGCGGUAGCAUCUGCCGGUUGUCCUAGCCUUGUUGUUGACAGGCUGAAUUCGACGUCGACGUUUGACAGUCGCGGAAGGCGACUUCCCUGAGGGAAAUUGCCGCUUAUCUAAAGAUGUUCCUCAAGAUACUGUCGCUCAAGUCGAUUUAUCGAAACGCGCUACGCCGAUGACACGUCUACACGUGUACGCAACAUGUCUGCGCGGUGCGAUUAGCGUUAGUUCCCCUCGCUGUCCCGGAGGACUCGGAUGAUCGCUGCUGGCUGCUGCCUCUGGCGAGGAAUAUUUUGGAAUUUAUAUUUAAGACAGAAGGGGCAAUUGUUAAACUUGUGCAAUGUCAGUUGUCAGGUUGAAGGCUGUUAUCUUAAUCGGAGGGCCUUUAAAGGGGACCAGAUUCAGACCUCUAUCCCUGGACAUUCCAAAGCCGCUGUUUCCAGUGGCCGGAUUACCCAUGAUACAGCAUCACAUUGAAGCCUGUAAAAAAGUGCGGGAUCUCUGCGAAGUGCUGAUAAUUGGGGCGUAUCCCGAGAAAGAUCUGGCUCAGUUUGUACAGGAGAUGUCGCGUACCUAUCACCUAGACAUACGGUACCUACAGGAGUUCACGCCUCUCGGGACAGCGGGUGGCAUGUACCACUUCCGCGAUCAGAUUCGUUCGGCGGUACACGGCGGCACGACGACGUAUUUCUUCGUUAUGAACGGAGACGUCUGCGCCGACUUCCCACUGCAAGAGAUGGUGGAGUUUCACGUAAGUAAGAAGGCACUGCUCACGAUCAUGGCGACGGAGGCGACCCGGCAGCAAUCGCUCAACUACGGAUGUAUGGUCCUGGGGAAGGAGGGCGAGGUGGCGCAUUACGUGGAGAAGCCUUCGACGUUCGUGUCGACUCUCAUCAACUGCGGAAUAUAUCUCGCGUCGGUAGACGUCUUUCAAACCAUGGCGGAUGUCUUCUACGCGAACCAGCAGCAAGAUAAUAUAAUGCAGUUGUGCUGCAACGGUAGAGAUCCGGCGCACAUUUCGUUCGAGCAGGACAUACUGACGCGCCUAGCGGGAUCCGGCCGGCUGUUCGCUUUGCCCGUGCUCAGAUGGUGGUCGCAGGUGAAGACCGCGGGCUCCGCGAUAUACGCCAAUCGACACUACCUGGCCCUCUACAAGCAGAAGCAGCCGGAGCGCCUUGCCUCCACGAGCAAGAAUUCCUGCCACAUUAUAGGAGACGUGUACAUUCACGAGUCGGCCUCUGUACAUCCGACUUCUGUGCUAGGUCCGAACGUGAGUAUAGGCCCGUACACGAUGAUCGGGCCUGGCGUGAGAAUCCGAGAGGCCAUCGUGUUGGAUAAGGCACACAUACAGGCCCAUUCCCUUGUUCUACACAGCAUCGUGGGGACGAGCACCAUCGUGGGCGAAUGGUCGCGCGUCGAGGGGACUCCGUGCGACCCCAAUCCCAACAAGCCAUUCGCAAAAAUGGAUAAUCUGCCGCUGUUUAAUAUCAAUGGCAAGCUGAAUCCUUCCAUCACGAUACUCGGUACCAGCGUGAGCCUGGCUGCGGAAAAAAUUAUACUAAACUCGAUCGUUCUACCGCAUAAGGAACUUACGAGAAACUACAAGAACGAAAUUAUUCUUUAACUGUUUAAUGUCCGCUACAAGACUUAAAACACUUUAAUUUAAAUAUUAAUGAGAGAGUCGCACAAAUGAUAAAACGCUAAGUAUACAUAAUUUAUAUACAUAAUAUACAUAAUUAUUGUGAGUAUAUACAUAAUUUUUGGAGGCUUCUUGUUGAGUUGUGAUUACAAAUCUUUAAUAAUUUUAUAAUAUAGAAUGUUAAUAUAAGAUUUUUAUAUACGAUUUUGUAUACAUGUGUGGCAACUAUAACUUAUGUACAUAGGGGCAGUGGCAACGCACAAAAUUUUUACAUAAUAUAUAGGCUUGUACAUAUCAUGUUAUAUAUAUAAAUAUAAAUAUACAUAUAUAUAAUUACAUAUUAUAUGUAUUUAUAUAUGUGUAUAUCGAAAAGAAUUAUUCCGUAUUUUCGCAAGUACAUUAAUAAAUGUUUAUCUGUGAA
Messenger RNA from Wasmannia auropunctata (little fire ant), 2552 nucleotides. It is a transcript of the gene Gmppa, whose product is annotated as mannose-1-phosphate guanyltransferase alpha. Gene Ontology annotation, cellular component: cytoplasm. The record is from RefSeq and is a predicted model, not a curated record. NCBI's taxonomy places the organism in Eukaryota, Metazoa, Arthropoda, Insecta, Hymenoptera, Formicidae. Gene Ontology annotation, biological process: biosynthetic process. The transcript has 5 exons. Bases 833 to 2116 code for a protein of 427 amino acids.